This is a messenger RNA of Arachis duranensis, 2278 nucleotides long. Its product is annotated as fructose-1,6-bisphosphatase, cytosolic-like. Gene Ontology annotation, molecular function: fructose 1,6-bisphosphate 1-phosphatase activity. The record is from RefSeq and is a predicted model, not a curated record. NCBI's taxonomy places the organism in Eukaryota, Viridiplantae, Streptophyta, Magnoliopsida, Fabales, Fabaceae. The transcript is spliced from 13 exons. Gene Ontology annotation, biological process: sucrose biosynthetic process; gluconeogenesis; fructose 1,6-bisphosphate metabolic process. The coding region runs from base 130 to 1158 and encodes 342 amino acids. Gene Ontology annotation, cellular component: cytoplasm; cytosol.
UGAGUAUGAAAUGAAAGAGUGGCAAAGAGGUCGGGAUCCAAAGAUUUCGCAUUCUCCCCUGUUACUUGGGAAACACAUAUUACAAAUAUAAAUUGGUUGUUUGUGGUGGUUACCAUAACGGCGACCGGAAUGGAUCACGAAGGGGAAGCUAAGAGGACUGAUUUGAUGACUAUCACUCGCUUUGUUCUGAAUGAGCAGUCAAAGUAUCCAGAAUCACGCGGCGAUUUCACCAUCCUCCUCAAUCACAUUGUUCUUGGCUGCAAGUACGUUUGUUCUGCUGUUAACAAGGCUGGACUCGCCAAACUUCUAGGACUUGCUGGAGAAACCAACGUUCAGGGUGAGGAGCAAAAGAAAUUGGACGUGCUUUCUAAUGAGGUGUUUGUUAACGCCUUAAUCAGCAGCGGGCGCACUUGCCUUCUUGUUUCAGAAGAGCUUGAAGAGGCUGUUUUUGUGAAGCCAAAACAGCGUGGAAAAUACAUUGUUGUAUUUGAUCCUUUGGAUGGAUCCUCAAAUAUUGAAUGCGGUGUUUCUAUUGGAACUAUCUUUGGCAUUUACGCUGCGAAGGACAAAGAUAAAGUUACACUUGAUGAUGUCUUGCAACCUGGGAACAGAAUGUUAGCAGCUGGUUACUGCAUGUAUGGUAGCUCUUGCAUGUUCGUGAUUAGCACAGGACAUGGUGUAAAUGGUUUCACACUUGAUCCUUCUCUUGGAGAGUUCAUAUUAACUCACCCAAACAUCAAGAUACCGAAAAAAGGGAAUAUUUAUUCAGUGAAUGAAGGAAAUGCCAAAAACUGGGAGAAACCAAUCACUGAGUAUGUGGAUAAUUGCAAGUUUCCUCAAGAUGGUUCUUCGCCAAAGUCCCUUAGAUACGUUGGAAGUAUGGUUGCAGAUAUCCAUAGAACAUUGCUUUAUGGUGGUAUUUUCAUGUACCCUGCUGAUAAGAAAAGUCCAGAUGGAAAGCUAAGGCUUCUCUACGAAGUGUUUCCAAUGUCAUAUUUGUUGGAGCAAGCUGGAGGUCAAGCUUUUACAGGAAAAGGAAGGGCACUUGACUUGGUUCCAAAGAAAAUACAUGAACGAUCACCUGUAAUCCUUGGAAGUUACGAAGACGUGGAGCACGUGAAAGCUUUUUAUGCUGCAUCCAAAGCAAAUGGUGCAUGAAUAUUGAAUAUCAAUUGGUCCUUGCAUUAUUAGCAGUUAAGUGGGUGGCACAUCUUUCUUUCAAUUGUUUCCUUCUUGUCAGGAAUUUGUUUUAGUGAGUUCCUUAAUUCAUAAGAUCCAUAGUACUAGGCAGCACAAGGUGUUUAAUCACACAAUCUCGUGUUUCUAGUUCUAGUACUAAUAAGUGUAACAGGGUCUUUAUGUAUAUUUGGCAAUUCACACGAAAUUCUUGUAGUACCUCCUUAAAAAAUACCAUGUACAUGAUAGAAGCACCACUUCAAAAACAAAACUAAAAGAAGUAAAAAGCAUACACAUGCAUGCACGUAUAUUGAUUCAAACUAUAUAAUAAAAAGGAAAUUAAUGUACCUAAUUUUUUUUCAAAUUUAUUGUAAUGAAAGCAAAUUAAUUAAGGAGGGGAUAUGAUGAUUGACCAUAGCCCAGCCUGUGAUUGCCAAUCACACAGCCUGUGUUUGACCAUACAGAUUACAUAGCAUUUGCUAAUUAUGGUUAAGGUAUAUAAUUAAUCUAAGUUAUUAGGCUCAUUAUAAAAACCAUGUUAGGAUGAAGUAGAAACUACUCCUUCAUUUGCAUCCAUCUCUCACGUUACUCCAAAGGGGGAACACAUCAAGAAGGAAACCAAAAGCUCCUUGAUUCGUUCUCCCACAAUUUUCCUCAUUGAACAUGGGCAACUGCGCUAGCGCUCCCAAGACCAACGAGGGUAAUGAUGCCCCAUUGUCAGUGCUAGUGCCAGUGCCCGAGCCUGUCAUCGACCAGGAGCAGGCCGCCACUGCUGUCUCCGCCUCCGAUGACAACGCUCUAGGCACCAUAUCCAUUGAGAAGGAAGAAAAGGAGGCAAAGUUGGAAGAAGCCAAGAAAAGCGAGGAGGUGGUGGCAGCUGAUGAGGAGAAGAAAGAGGAGGAAAAGGCUAAAGCCACCGUAGAAGAGGCACCAAAACUUGAAGCUUAAAAGUUGAAGAAACUCCUCCAUCACAAAUAUAAUGCAUACAUGCAACGCUGUCGUCAUUCGAAUCAAAUGUUUAAUUUUAAUCAUUUUUCCAUUAUUUUGUGCUUAAAGAUAUAAUUCAUUAACAUUAAUUUCUUUAAUGGAAAAUUGAUUCUUA